Messenger RNA from Humulus lupulus (European hop), 645 nucleotides. RefSeq lists its product as uncharacterized. The transcript is spliced from 2 exons. The record is from RefSeq and is a predicted model, not a curated record. The coding region runs from base 1 to 645 and encodes 214 amino acids. NCBI's taxonomy places the organism in Eukaryota, Viridiplantae, Streptophyta, Magnoliopsida, Rosales, Cannabaceae.
AUGUUGGGAAGUUUAGAUUGUAUGCAUUGGAAAUGGAAAAAUUGCCCAACUGCUCGGGGAGGAAAAUAUGCCGGUCGUAGUGGGUCCCCAACUAUUAUUCUUAAAGCUGUAGUUGACUAUGAUCUUUGGAUAUGGCAUGCAUAUUUUGGUUUACCGGGAUCUAAUAAUGACAUUAAUGUACUGGAGACAUCUCAUCUUUUUGCUAAUCUUGCAGAAGGUAUUGCUCCACCUGCUAAUUAUGUUAUUAAAGGAAAAGAGUAUAAUAUGAGUUAUUAUUUAGCUGAUGGUAUACAUCCAAAAUGGUCUACUCUUGUUCAAAGUAUUCAUGAUCCACGUGGUCCAAAAAAGAAAUUAUUUGCAAUGAAACAAGAAGCAUGUAGAAAAGAUGUGGAACGUGCAUUUGGAGUACUGCAGUCUAGAUUUGCAAUUAUUGCUGGACCGGCACAUGAACGUGAUAUUAAUGCAUCAAUUGAAGAGCGAGUCGAAGUGCCAAGUCCAGAAGUUCAGAUGGUAGAAGAUGAUAAUGCUCGGUUUCAAGAAUUUCUUACUAGACAUAGAAAAAUCAAGGAUAAGGAUGCUCACAUUGAGCUUCGAAAUGCAUUAAUUGAGCACUUGUGGGACCAAUAUGGUAACUCACAAAAUUAA